UCGUUCUCACGUACGCAGGCUGCGCCCGCCCGCGGUUGGAGGACGCCUGAGUUACUUCGCGUGCUUCGAGGGAGAGUCCGUGGCGCCCCCCCCCCCGCGUUUAUCUCCCCUAGCACGUCGUAACGUCUGGAAACGGCAGUGUUGGGAGCUUUUCUGGGUCCGGUUUUAGCUGGAGGGGAAGCCCAGAGGACUGUGGGUCAAGGGAGGAGGGCCCCACAGCAUGGGCGUAGCCAGCUGCCCCCCACAGCCUCCUAAAUCAAGUGAACAAAGAAAAACACAGAAAUUGUAGGAGGAUUUUGACAGAUUCUUCUGAGCACUUGGGGUCAGAAGAAAGUACAGUUCUGGGAAGUCAUAAGCGCUGAACAUGGAAUCGAUACCACGGGAAACUACCACGGAGACUCACCACUGCAGCAGGAAAGACUUAAUGUUUAUUUCAAUGAGGCGUAUUCCCACAAGUAUGUUCCUCGUGCUAUCUUGGUGGACUUGGAGCCUGGAACGAUGGACAGCGUGAGGUCCAGCAAAAUAGGCCCACUCUUUCGACCCGAUAACUUUAUUCAUGGAAAUUCUGGCGCUGGAAAUAACUGGGCAAAAGGCCAUUACACUGAAGGGGCCGAACUGAUUGAAAGCGUGAUGGACGUCGUGAGGAACGAGUGCGAGGGCUGUGACUGCCUGCAGGGCUUUCAGCUGACCCAUUCCCUUGGUGGAGGGACCGGGUCUGGAAUGGGCACCCUUCUGAUCAACAAGAUCAAAGAAGAAUACUCUGACAGGAUCAUGAACACAUUCAGCAUAGUGCCAUCCCCAAAAGUUUCGGACACCGUCGUUGAGCCAUACAACGCCAUAUUAUCCAUCCACCAGCUGAUAGAGAACACGGACGAAACCUUCUGCAUUGAUAACGAAGCCCUCUACGACAUAUGCUUCAGGACACUGAAGCUUCCUUCGCCGGCCUAUGGGGACCUCAAUCACCUGGUCUCCCUCACCAUGAGUGGAGUCACCACCUCACUCCGCUUCCCUGGCCAGCUCAAUGCAGACUUGAGGAAGUUGGCGGUCAACAUGGUGCCUUUCCCUCGACUGCAUUUUUUCAUGCCAGGCUUUGCGCCACUUACGGCCCGGGGCAGCCAGCAGUACAGAGCCGUCUCCGUUCCAGAGCUCACCCAACAGAUGUUUGAUGCAAGGAACAUGAUGGUAGCCGCUGACCCGCGUCACGGCCGCUACUUAACAGUGGCGUGCAUCUUCCGAGGCCAGAUGUCUACCAGGGAGGUGGAUGAGCAGAUGCUGUCCAUGCAGACAAAGCACAGCAGCCAGUUUGUGGAGUGGAUCCCCAACAAUGUCAAGGUGGCCGUGUGCGACAUUCCUCCCUGUGGCCUCAAGAUGUCGGCCACCUUCAUAGGGAACAACACAGCCAUACAAGAGAUCUUCAAGAGGCUCUCUGAGCAGUUCUCAGCCAUGUUCAGGAGGAAAGCAUUUCUGCACUGGUAUACCGGGGAAGGGAUGGAUGAGAUGGAAUUUUCUGAAGCUGAAAGCAACACUAAUGACUUGGUGUCCGAGUAUCAGCAGUAUCAAGAUGCCACAGCCGAUGUAGAAGAAUAUGUGGAGGCAGAGGAAGAGGCAGAGGCUGAGGCAAGCCAGGAAGAAGAAAAGGAGCUUCUUAAAAAUAAGAGUGAUGAUUGAAAGCAAUGCUGAUUAUUACUGUCAGUGAGGUGGCUGGACUUACCUAUGUUUCUAAAAUAACUUUUUAGUCUACUGAAUGCAGGAGCAGCCAAUUUUGUGCAUUGAACCAAAGCAUACACAGCCGCAUUGUUGGCUGCAAAAAUAUAUAUAUACCUGAGAAAAUCCCCCUACUGAAAGCCAGUGCUAUUUUUCUAGAAAAUAUGGUGCUGGAACUCACCACGAACGCUUCCCUGGUUCUCUUAUAAAUGGUAAUCGCGCCCACUUGAGUGGUGCCGGAAUUGAGUCCCGGUGAGUUCCAGCUGAAAAAAACUCAACCCCUGCUGAAAUCUAUGUUCUAAUUAAGUGAUUCUUCUGAAUUAGUGCAUCUAAUGCAAAUAAGUCAUUUUAGAACAGUGGGGGAAAUUAUACCAGCAUGCUGCUUCAAAGGACAUAUCCCAGGGCUUCAGUUGAUGGAACAGAUUACAAAGGAUGACACGGUGACCAACCGCAGCAAAGUAGUUAAGGAGGCUUCAAUUCCCCUCUAGUCAAAUGCAACCAUCCAUGGUCCUGGAGGAAGCUGCACACCUCUGUCUGCAUCAUAGACACAUCAACCUAGUUUAAUGGAGCCUGGAUGAGUACCCUGAUGAAGGUGCAGUGUUCAACACAUACAUCUUGCAGGACCAGGGUGACUGUAUUUUUUUACUUUCUUGUGUGAGCAUCCUCUUAUGCACAUUUGUCAGAUGAGUUUGUGAAUUACCAAGGAAGGUAUUCAAAUUUACAUGGCUGUUUCUUUCAUACUUCAUUAUUCUGACCAGUGUAUCUUCUUACUGGGCAUAUUUCUACACCAGUGAGCUUCAGUACAACAGCAUUCUUACACACCUUGUAUUUGGAGUUUUGUGAUGAGCAGCCAAAGGGAUGUGUCCUAACUGAGCCCCACACUAGCACAAUGCAGUAGGGUAUUUGAUUCCAAGGAACAAAAAUGACAGCUCCUUAGCUGACUUGCACUUUAGGUGGUAUUACAGCUAUAUUAAUUGGACAGCUGUUUUUAAAUUUCACUGAGUCAGGCUUCCAAUCUAUAAUAUGAGGAAGUAUGUAAGGGGAUGAAAUUCAUGAUGAAACCAGAAAGGUCCAUUAAGUAGUCCAGCAUUCUUUGUUUGUUAACAACUAAACUUAUUUAUAUUUGUGUAUAAAACAUUUCUUUACUGGCUUUUGACUCUUGAAAAAAAAAAGAGCCUCAAAGGCGGUUUACAACAA
Messenger RNA from Zootoca vivipara (common lizard), 2901 nucleotides. The record is from RefSeq and is a predicted model, not a curated record. Lineage: Eukaryota; Metazoa; Chordata; Lepidosauria; Squamata; Lacertidae.